Messenger RNA from Larimichthys crocea (large yellow croaker), 2419 nucleotides. Its product is annotated as 1-phosphatidylinositol 4,5-bisphosphate phosphodiesterase zeta-1. NCBI's taxonomy places the organism in Eukaryota, Metazoa, Chordata, Actinopteri, Sciaenidae. Gene Ontology annotation, molecular function: phosphatidylinositol-4,5-bisphosphate phospholipase C activity. Gene Ontology annotation, cellular component: nucleus. The transcript is spliced from 12 exons. Gene Ontology annotation, biological process: intracellular signal transduction; lipid metabolic process; positive regulation of cytosolic calcium ion concentration involved in egg activation. The coding region runs from base 118 to 1797 and encodes 559 amino acids. The record is from RefSeq and is a predicted model, not a curated record.
UGGACUGAAUCCACUGAUGUCCUUGAAUGUGCACAGGGCAUUUUGAGUAUUUAUAUACCCUGCUUAUUUCUUGUUAACUAAAUAUCUACUCAAAGAUCGUCAAUAUCUGAGGACAAGAUGAGAAGAAGCAAGGCCCCAUCCUCCAGGAGAGCUGAAAUCCAGCAGCUGCACCAGUGCUACGCCUUAGGCCAGACGACUUUGCCUGCCUGUGCCCUCCUCAGGUUCCUUCGCAAGGAACAGAUGGAGCUCAAAGCAAAUGAGGAGACGGCAGAGAGUUUGAUUGAUAGAUAUGAGAUUGAAGAGACAGCCAGAGAAAGCAGGUCCAUGACGUUUGAAGGAUUCCUCAGGUACAUGGAGUCUAAAGAUUGCUGCAUAUUCAACCAGGCCCACACAGCUGUGUACCAAGACAUGGACCAGCCUCUCACCAGUUACUUCAUCUCCUCAUCACACAACACCUACCUGACUGGACAUCAGCUAGUAGGAGAGAGUGACCUGGAUGCCUAUGUUUGUGCUCUGAGGAAAGGCUGUCGCUGUCUGGAGAUUGACUGCUGGGAUGGGCCAGAUAUGGAGCCUGUAGUCUACCAUGGCUACACCCUGACCACCAAGAUACUCUUCAAGGAUGUUAUCACGACUGUGAAGCAACACGCCUUUGAGGUGUCUGCUUACCCAGUGAUCCUGUCUUUAGAAAACCACUGCUCCAAGGAGCAGCAGGAGGUAAUGGCCCAGUACCUCAUCUCCAUCCUUGGGGAGAAUCUACUGAGAACUCCCUUGGAUCACUUGACCACUGGAGACCUCCCAAGCCCAAAUGACCUGAAGUAUAAGAUCCUCAUCAAGAAUAAAAAGCUAAAGCCUCACAUAAAGACAGAGGGAGAGGAGAGUGUAGAUGAGGGUGAGGAGGAGGAGGAAGAGGAGGACGAUGAGGAGGAUGAGGAACAACAAACCAAAGCAAAGUUUUGGUCUCCCAGAAAGGCAGGGUCAAAGAUUAAACAGAAGAAGAAAGUGGUGGUGGCAGAGGCUUUAUCUGACCUGGUCAUAUACACCAGGUCUGUCAAGUUCGUCAACUUCAGUCACUCCACAGACAAUCAGAACUACUUUGAGAACACAUCUAUGACAGAGAAGAAAGCUCGGAAGCUGGCCAAAGCCUCAGGUGCAGAUUUUAUUCAGCAUAACCAGAGGUUCCUCAGCAGGAUUUACCCAGCAGGUGUAAGGACGUCUUCGUCCAACUACAACCCCCAGGAGUUUUGGAACGUUGGUUCACAGCUCGUGGCUCUCAAUUUCCAGUCCCUGGGCUUUCCUAUGGACCUUAAUGAUGGCCGUUUCCAGGACAACGGGGGCUGUGGAUACGUCCUGAAGCCGACGUUUCUCUUGUCCAGACAGAGGAGCUCUGAUCCCAGCUGCAGCCAGCGCAGCCUCAAACCCACACACCUGCUGCUCAAGGUGAUCAGUGGAUCCAACCUGCCUGUACCCAGGGGUGGCAAAGCUCUGGAUCUCUUUGUCAGAGUGGAGAUUCAUGGGGUUUCCUCUGACUCCCGCAGAAAAAGCACACAUACUGUCAAAAACAACUCUCUGAGUCCUCACUGGGAUACCGACAUGAACUUCAACAUCAGCGUCCCUGAGCUCUGCCUCAUCCGCUUCUGUGUCCGUGACCAGCUCGGCCUUCUCAGCAGUGAUUUUAUUUGUCAGUACACCCUGCCCUUCACCAGCCUGAAGAAAGGCUACCGAUGGGUGCCUCUCCGGUCCCGAGAUGGAUGCAGCCUGGAUCCAGCCUCCCUCUUCGUCUUUGUUUGGUAUUCCUAAAAACAGCUCUCUGUAUCACACUCACACAGUUCGCCAACAGAUAGAAAAGCGUGGCUGAUGCAGCAACAACAACAACAAAGAUAUAUAAAUAAAUCAAAAGCACCAUUUCCUCAGAUAUAAAUACCAGUUUUAUUGUCAGAAAAUAGAUGUGGCUUUUCUCUGCUGCCUGCACUGUGCGCUGCAGAGGAAAAGACCAGAAGGCUCCAGCAGGGCUGAAAAGACACUCUGACGACGAAAAACUAUGUGCUGGAGAAAUCCCUGGAGUGGGAUAUUAGAUUCUUAUCACAGGUUUAAUAAUUAAUCCAAGUGUAAUUAUUGUGGUCGAGCACAACAACACAGUGUUGUUUCAGGUUAAUCAUCUAUUCCAAAACAAUUCUUCUAUUAGGUCUGAAACCGAUGAGUGAUUCCAGGAUGUAUUAAUACUCCAUGAGUACUACUAUGAAAGAAUAGCAGCCAGUUUUUUCCUCCAAGAGAGACCCGGCAGGGAAUAAUAUAAAUAGCAUUCACAGAGGUAUACAUUAUUGAACAAGAUCCAGUGCAAGGAGGUCUAUUUCUAUCCGCGUUCAUCAUUAAAUCCUGUGAAUGAGGCGGAGGAGAGUACGGGUCAGCGGGCCUGUCAGGA